This is a messenger RNA of Volvox carteri f. nagariensis, 5559 nucleotides long. RefSeq lists its product as uncharacterized. Lineage: Eukaryota; Viridiplantae; Chlorophyta; Chlorophyceae; Chlamydomonadales; Volvocaceae. The record is from RefSeq and is a predicted model, not a curated record. Bases 1 to 5559 code for a protein of 1852 amino acids. The transcript has 33 exons. Gene Ontology annotation, biological process: proteolysis. Gene Ontology annotation, molecular function: serine-type endopeptidase activity.
AUGCAAAAGCUUAUCGACGAAGUUGUCGGAAGGCUCCCGCCGCCCACCCCGACAGCACGCAGACGCCUGCUCCAGCAGCAGCUGCCGCCGAGGGCCGCCAGCCCUCCUCCCACCCAGUCUCCGGAAUGGGGUCCAUUUGCCCAUGCCCAACUGUGGCUGCUCACACUGGGACCCACACUGCACUGGCAAGAGGGUGGACAACACCACCUCGCCAACGGGGGUAAAAACGGCUACCGCCACCGCAUAGGCGCUGAGGCUGGAGAAGACACAGCAGCAGUAGCAGUAGCAGCGGCAGCGGGGCUCCCGCCGCCUCAGCACUUUGGCCCUGCUCAGGCUCGGCUACUGUCCAUGCUUCACUCUGCGGGCUGCGCGGUGGUGUCCUUCCUGCCGCCAGCCGCCUGGCUGCUGGCGGUGGCGGACGAUUCCGACCUUGCGCCCCUGCUGGAUGCCUUCCCGGACGUACGGCUGGCCCCGUACGGGCCCCCCAGCCUGCGUGUUGCUCCGGAGCUGGGUGCAGCACUGGACUUGUUGCGGCGUGCGGGUUCUGCGGUGGCGGAGCGGAUUGCGGGGGGAGAGAGGCUGGACCAGUUGAUGGAGGAGGCGCAAGCUGAGCAGUCCGACUUUGGCAGCCCCGAGCUUCUCCUGGUCGCGGUGUGCCCCGUGGCGCUGGAGGCCACUGUGGAGUGGCUGGCAGCUGCCCCGCAGUACUUCUCCAGCACGCAGCACCGCAAGUUGCGGUACUACCUGGCCCUGGUCCAGGACAUGGUGGAUAGCUUUGGCCACGGAACGCACGUAUCGGGGACAUUGGUCGGGAGCAGGUACGACAGAGCGAGCCCUACAGAUGAGCCGCUGGCAAUGGGGACGGGCCAGGCUCCCUCCGCCAAGAUCGCAUUCCUGGACCUGAGCAGGGGCAACUCGGACGGGGUGUGGACCCCCGGCGACCUGUACCGCUCGUACUUCAAUUUGACGUACCGCAUGGGUGCACGCGUCCACAGCGACUCCUGGGGCUCCGAGUUGACGGCGUACGACAGCAUGUCGGCCUCCCUGGACAGAUUCACCUUCACGAACCAGGACUUCGUGUCCGUGUUCGCAGCCGGCAACUAUGGCGACAAGAGUGCCAGCUCGGCCAGGGGCACCGUCACCUCACCCGCAGUGGCCAAGAACUGCAUCGCCGUGGGGGCCACCCUGUCCACGGUCCCAGUGAGCGGCGCCAUACGGCCCAACUGGUUUUCCUCAGUCACCAACAUGACGGCCAACCUAGACCUGGCGGGAGGCCAGCGCUUCACCCGGUCUGUUCGGGUGCUGAAGGCCACCUUUGGUGUGGAUCUGGAGGCGGCAGGACUGAGCAACUCACAGAUGGCAGUGGCAAGUCCUGAGACCGCGUGCACAACACUGGCGAACGCGGGCGCCGCGUCGGGCAAGGUGUUGCUGGUGCAGCGGGGCGGCUGCUACUUCACGGACAAAGCCCGGUUUGCUGCAGCGGCGGGCGCAAAGGCCAUCAUUGUAUACAACAACGUCAAGGAUAGCGGUUACUUCUCUAUGAGUCCGCCUUCCGACUACGUGCCUGGCAGCAUCAGUGUGGCUGCGGGCUCGGUGCCCCUGUCCACGGGCCUGUGGCUCAAGACUUCCGUGGCUGCAGGCACUGUGUCCCUGUUCUUCUCCAAGGUGCCCCAGACGGACUACCCGUCCUAUGAGGAUGUGGCGCCGUACAGCUCGGUGGGACCCACCACGGAUGGGCGGAUAAAGCCGGAUAUCGUGGCGCCAGGUACGCUGUGGUCGGCUAAUUCAAAUCGGACCAGCCCCGUCUUUGGCAGGAGCCCGUCCUGCGAUUCCAGUGUCGCCCUGACUAGCAUGUCGGGAACCUCAAUGGCAACACCGGUAGUGGCCGGGUCCGCCUUGUUGGUCCGUCAGUACUUCAUGGAGGGCUUCUACCCGGACGGCGUGCGUAACCCCGCCAACUCAUUCACCCCCAGUGGGCCCCUGAUCAAGGCGGUGCUGCUGGGGGGUGCGGAUCAUCUGACGGGAGUGGUUGCGGAUACGGGCAUGCCGCUGGAGGAGGGUCCCUCGUACCGCCAGGGCUUCGGUCGCCUCAGUCUGCUGCACUCCCUGCCGCUGGCCAGCAACCCCAUUAGCCCGGGGUGGAGGCUGCAGGUGGUGGAUGGCGAGGGCGCUUCCCUGGCUCAGAGCCAGCAGCACCAGUUCUGUGUAUCCGCCACGGGGGGCCCCCUGAGAAUCACCUUAGCGUGGUACGACUACCCGGGCGACCUGUCGGCUGCUCGUGCCCUGGUAAACAACCUGGACCUGCAGGUCCGGGCCGCAGGUCGCGGACUGAUGCUGGACUACGGGAACGGAGUGCAGGACAACGUCAACACGGUGGAGCAGGUAUGGUACGACGACUUGCCAGCGGGCGAUGUGGCCAUCACGGUCACGGCGGUCUCCAUCUUCCAGAAGGCCGUCAAGCAGCCGUACGCACUUGUCGUACAGGGCAAGUUCAGCGGCACCCUGCGCGCUCCCCGUAACAGCUCCGACUCCUCCACCGCCUUGAACACCUGCGCGGCCCAGAUGGUUGUAAUCUGGGACGAGCUGUCUUCAGCUCCCAUCACCAACUCCAGGAACGUCACCUUUUUCUUCGGCACCCAGGACAACAACACCCCCCAGGCAGGUUUCCAGUGCCGGCUGGUUUCGGAGGCAGUAGCCAGCAAUCAAACCGAUCCGUACGCGAGCUGGGCUAGUUGCGUCACCUCCAGCAGCUACCUUAACUUGAAGGAUGGGAAAUAUACGUUCCAGGUCCGUGUUUACGGCGAGCAGGUGGGCGCCACCAGGUCCGUCCUCGUGGACACGACCCCCCCGGUAGUCAACCUCACAUCCACCCUACCCGCCCGGGUGGGGAACCGAAUCACCACCGCCUCAGACAACGCCACCUUCAUUUUCGUCGCCGCAGACGCCGCCACGGCGGUCAACAUCUCCUGUCGUGUAGAGUUUGAAAACGGGCCCAAGGGCGGCACGACGCCGCCGUUUCUGAGGUUUGGCCCGCGCACUGCCGUCGCCGCGGCCUCGGGAAUCAGCGGCCGACCCGCGGGUCAGCUGGUUCCUGUGUGGCAAAACUUCCUGUGUGCCAGCCCGUUGGAGCUGAUUGGCAUGCUGUACGGUGACUACAGGCUGCUGGUAUCCGCGGUGGAUGCGGCGGGCAACCGGUUUGAUGCGGAUCCGGUGUCCUGGAGCAUCCGGUACAGCUCCAACACCACGUAUGCGCGUGUUGUCAGCGGCCCCCUGGGACUGGUGCCGGCCCGGGAUCUGCAGUACAAGGUUCUUGGGUUCAAUGGCGCAGCCGCAGCUACCACCCCACCCGAGUUGUUGGGGUUGCUGGGGGCGUACGAAUACACACAGGCGUUACAGCCCCCGGCUACCGCCGCAUCCACCAGGAGCAUCAGCGGCAGUAGCAGUGGCAGUAGUGGUUGGACGCUCCGUAGCAUUAGCGAGGGGGCCACUUGGCAGCCUCUGAGCGGGGGGAAUGUGACGGUGUCCAACCUGACUGACGGCAGCUACCUGGUACUGGUGCGGCCCUCGAGGAGCUCCGACCCCAUCACCUGGGGAGUGGCGGCAGUGCAGGUGGACACCACCCCGCCCUCGGUGGUUAUCACCCGCAAACCCAACGCCUAUCAGAGCGACUCGCAGGUGACCAUCAAGUUCGCGGGUGACGGCACGGACGACGACACGCGCGCGUUCUUCUGCCGCUGGAUGGGCACUCGGCUCACGGAGUCAGAACCCGACCCUAACACACCGGAGACUGUUGUGCCGUACUCGCCGUGUCGUGACAGUGUCACCUUCAACGUCACGGAAGGUCACUGGCUCUUCCAGGUUAAGGGCCAGGACGCGGCGGGCAAUAUCGGGGCGCCCGCCUCAGCGAGCUUUGUGACGGACCUGCAGCCUCCCAGCAUCCUCACCACCCUUCCGUACUUUGUCAACAACCCCUACGUGGAGUGGAACUACACACUCAGCGACACUGGCACAGGAGUGGCCAACUACUCGUGCUCCUUCCGCUACCUGAAGUUGAACAACGGUGCUGCUCCUCUGGACAGCAACGCCACCUUCCCGACCACCACAGACAAGAUGGACUGGCGGUCGCCCUGCCCGCCGCCUCCCAUCAGGUACGCGCUGAGGGAGGGGCAGUACCUGUGGUCCCUCGAGGCCACUGACGGCGCGGGGCUCAAAUCCUCCCUGGACAUCAACCUGUUCACAAUGACUGUGAUCUCCCGCGAUCUGCCCAUGACCAUCAACAGCGGCGUCGUGAAGCAGCUGUGCAGAAUCAACGCCACAUCCGCACCACCUCCCGCCCCGCCACCUCCCCCCCCACCCAUACCCCCGCCCUCCCCACCGCCGCCGCCGCCACCGCUCUCGUCAGUGUCCCCGUCCGGCGGUCGCACCUAUGCCUCCGCUGCAGCCUCCGCCAGUAGCACCACCACUACCACCAGCACCACCACCAGCACCACCACCAGCACCACCACCAGCACCACCACCAGCACCACCACCAGCAGCAGCACCACCACCAGCAGCAGCACCACCAGCAGCAGCACUCCGGACUCCAGCGGUGGUGUUGGUCCCCGGCUGCUGAACGGCUCCUCUAUUCGGCUGGACGAGUGGCACGAAUGCGACACGGGGGGAGACGCGCAAAACAUCUCCUAUGAGGGCUUCAGCUCCGGCUUCUACACCUUCAGCAUUCGCGCCCUGGAUGCCGCGGGCAACCUGGGCGACCCCGCGACGCCGUACUUCUUCCAGGUGGACGCCACCCUCCCGGAUGACGGGGUGGAAACCGUGCAGGUGAACCGCUCUGAGGGCGGCGGCAGCUCGGACAACACCAAGAAGAUCGUCAUUGGUGUGGCGGUGCUGGUGGCUGGUGUGCUGCUCAUCCUCAGUGCCGGAGCCAUAUGGGUCGGCAGGCGGCGGUACUUGCGGAAGCGCUUCCGCGCGACCGGCACACCACCGGCGACGGUAUCGACGCAUGACAUCCCCAUGCAAAACCUGCCGCCGCCGCCACCGCCGGCGGGCACCGUGCCGCCGUACACCAACGGUCAUGGGAACAGUAAUGGGUACAGCAAUGGAAGCCAUGCACCUCCGCUGGUCAUCUCGCCGCCGCCUGCGCCGCCGAUGGUUGGAGCGGUUACGCCAGCAGUGGCGUACUACCAUACGGUGCCGGUGCUGGGUGGCGGCAUGGUGGCGGGGGUUCCGCUGGCCACGGCAGAUCCCGCUCUGGCGGCGGCGUUGGCGGCGUCGUCAGCGGAGGAGGCCCAGCGGGCGCGGGCCGAGGAGGAAGAGCGGUUGCGGCGCGCAAUUGCGGUGUCUAUUGAGGAGGAAAACGUGCGUCGCGCCAAGGAGGCAAGUUUGGCGGCAGCGGUGGCUCAGAGCAGCGAGCAGGCCGACCUAGACGCCGCCAUCGCCGCCUCUAUCGCCACCGCGGAACGGGAUCGACAACGUCAGCAGCUACAGGCGCAGUGGCAGCAAUCGCCGCCGUCAGCACCUCCGGCUAGGUCGCCGCGGCCGCCGGACUACGACCUCAUUUGA